Medicago truncatula (barrel medic) is the source of this 1925-nucleotide messenger RNA. Its product is annotated as protein TIC 56, chloroplastic. The record is from RefSeq and is a predicted model, not a curated record. Gene Ontology annotation, biological process: protein import into chloroplast stroma. NCBI's taxonomy places the organism in Eukaryota, Viridiplantae, Streptophyta, Magnoliopsida, Fabales, Fabaceae. Bases 80 to 1618 code for a protein of 512 amino acids. The transcript has 5 exons. Gene Ontology annotation, cellular component: chloroplast inner membrane.
GUUGACUCUUUCAAGAAAAAAUACUUCUCUCAUUAUCCUUACACAUUAACACUGAACCCUUUCACUCUCUUCUCCUUCAAUGUCUUCCAUCAACUUCAACCCAUUCAACGGAAACUGGUUCCCAUUCUCAAAACCACCAACUCCCCUCCCUCUCCCACCUCUUACCUCCCUCCUCAACUUCUCCAAUUCCUCAAAUUUCGCAUCAACCUCCAUCUCCACCACCAACACCUCCAAACCCACCACCACCGUCGAAGAUGAAGACACUGAACCCGGUCCAUUCACCAAAAUGGUCCAACAAUUCUUCUACGAAUGCGACUAUCUCCCAAACCACAGACACACACCACAAGUCAACAAAGUCCUCAACGAAAACGACAUUUACGAAGUUAAACCAAACGCAACGGAACAAGAAAUGAACGAAAACGAAGAGUUUAUGAACGAAAUGUAUAACAAUCCAAUUAUACAUAUGCUCAUGAGAUAUGAGUAUAUAGCUGAUAAGGUGAAUGAGUGGGAGUUGAAGAAGAAUGAGAAACCUCGUAAGCCUGAAGAUAGAGAGCAUUGGAAGAAAGUGCCUAAUAUUAUUGGGCUUGAUGGGAGGCCUAUGCCGAGAAAAGCGCAGUCACGGUAUGCAGCGCAAGAUAAGUUUUGGGAUUUUGCUAGACAAUUUUAUUUGGGGAUUUGGGGGUUUUGGCAAAGGCCUUAUCCUCCUGGGAAGCCGAUUGAUGUUGCUCAAGCUAUUGGGUAUAACACUCUCGAGAAUCGAUACUAUGAAUUUAUCAUGAAGAGUGGUGUAUGGUUCUAUAAGGAUCGGCUGGGUCGAACCCGAGGGCCGUUGGCAUUGCAUACACUUAAAACUGCUUGGGGUGGUGGGGUUAUUGAUAAAAACACUUUCAUUUGGGGGGAGGAUAUGGAUGAAUGGGCACCCAUCCACAUGAUUUAUGGAAUGGAGCGUGCAAUCGCUACUUGGGAAGUUCGACUUGCUGCUUCAGCGACAGCUUUCUUUCACAAACUACAAAAAGGUAUACCACCAUGGGUUCCUGUUAAGGGAUUUGAAAAGAAGACUUAUAACCAGCUUCAACAAGAGGCGGUGGAAAGCAAGAGACGUGAUUUAGCAGUGAUGGAAGCUAAUGAUGGCCUCUGGCCUGGAGUUAGAAUUCCAAGUCAUGCUCUAUUUCUUUGGGCUAGUGGCACUGAACUGACCACUACUUUGGAACAGGAUCACAUGCCCAACAAGUACAUUCCAAAAGAUCUUAGACAGAAGUUGGCUAAACUAAUUCCAGGAUUGAGGCCAUGGGAAGUUCUGAGCAUAGAACAAGCAAUGGAUCGAAUAACAUUCAAUGAUGAAUGGUACCGUGAACCACUUGGUUCGUACAACACAGGUCCACCAUUCAUCAGGCGCUGGAAUGCUGACAGGAUGAGGCUCUAUGAUGUAAUGAAUGGCAUCGCCAAUCUGCUGGGUGAUGUAAUGAUGGCGAGAUUUCCUGGCUUUGAUAAAAUUCAGAAAAAAGUCAAGGAGGAUUCUAUUAAAAGAAUAGAGAUAAUUAGGAGGAGGGUCAAGAGAGAGGCCCGCCUUAGAAGGUUGUCCGGUGAGGAGGAGGAGGAGGAACGGCCAAAAAAUUAGAAUUCCGGACGUGCGAUUUCUUAUGUGGUUAAUGCUGAUCAUAUGGUUAGACCUCGUUGUGUUUGAGUAGUUAAGCUUUUUGAAAUUUAUUCACUUUGAACUGACCAAUGUAAUAUCAUUACUAAAGACGAUUUAUUUUCCUGUUUAUUGGCUAAAAUUAUGAAAAUGAAAUGUGGGGGAAGUGUGAGGUAAAAGUUUCCACUAGUUAUGAAAAUUACAACAGGUUUUUGGUAUCAUGUGUUAAGUAUUUGACUAUUAUUGUUUGCAAGAUCACAUGCUUUAUGCUUUUUGUAUUGGACUGUAUGUA